Molecule: messenger RNA, 2875 nt
Organism: Dermacentor albipictus
Lineage: Eukaryota; Metazoa; Arthropoda; Arachnida; Ixodida; Ixodidae
Product: carbonic anhydrase 2-like
Biological process (GO): one-carbon metabolic process
Molecular function (GO): zinc ion binding; carbonate dehydratase activity
Source: RefSeq, a predicted model, not a curated record
GGUAAAAAUAGAAAGUGCGAAAGUGGGGCGGCCGGACGUUCGCGCGUAAACGUAGUUGCGUGCACCGUACCGUAUACGACCACCCGUCGAGAUAAUCAGCGCGGAAAGGGAAUACGCAAACGAAUGAAAGGGGCUUCAGAAUUAACGGAAGCAGACGAACAAGGAAUAUAGCGUCGUCUGCACUUCGCGUGCAUAAAAACCGUCUGGAAAUCUGCGUUAACAGGGCCAGCCGUAGGGCGCACUAUUUCUAUCCGCUGCCCGAACAACUCCCUCACGAUGUUUAUCUCUGAAUACGCAGGCUUGUUCGUCGAUCUGUAAGGUUAAAGCAGCGAGAGAACGAGACGUCCUCGGUAGCUGGCAAAUCCAGGGAAAGUUGGCCCUAAACUUGGCCGGGCAGCCGAAUGCGGGACUAUACUUCCUGUCGCGCGAGGAGCAGACGAAGCGCGUCGCCCGCUGCUGCGCGCAACUACCGGGAAGGGGCGGCUCGCAGGCCUGCGGAUUCCUUUUGAAACGUCGUUUGAGAACGGGCCCCCUCUGCAUGAUGGAAAGGAGUUGACAAGCGCUCCACUGCGCAUCUGUUGCCGUCCAGCUCUUGCGGCGGUGCGCAUAGGCAAAUCGCGGCGACGUUUCUAUUCCUUCCCGUCCAUUCUGUACCCUUAAAUUUGCUACGUAGCGCCUGCGAACAGCUGCAUAGGUGCAUAGGCGCAGGAAAGAACAGUGCAGUGGACCAACGGCUGUCAUUUAGGUGUUCUUGCGUGCUACUUUGCGGUCCAAAUAGGCUCUUGUUUUUGCCUCUUGCGCAGAGACUGGUUCACAGUGCCACCUCGCUUGAAUUAGGUUCGCGGCGAGCGUGGAAUAGAAAAAAAAAGCUAUACAUAUAAUAAAACAGGGCGAAGGACAAAACACGGCCAGGCCCCUGCGCGCUGGCGGAAGACGGCCCACUCAGACAGUCGAGGCUUGCAGAACGGUAUCGUGUCGAGCGAGGACGAGUACCUUCAUUGCCAUGGCUUUUCCUGCUAACGAGCGAAAGGGUUUCGCGACAUGGUUUCUUUGCUGCUGCUGGUGGCGGCUCCUUGUCAUCGGCGCAUCAGCCGGAAGUCACAAAGGCGUCGGCUGGAGUUACGGAGGGAAAGGAACUGACGAGUGGGCGGAGCUUCCCAUGGGCGGGAUGAACCAGUGUGGCGGCAAAUUCCAGUCACCCAUCAACAUCAGAACGCACGAGACCAGGUUCAACAUCUCGCUGGGCCUGCUCCAAUACUCCGGCUACGGAAAAGACCUGCGGGACGCCUUCGUCGUGAACAACGGUCACACAGUUUUGGUGGCGGCCCCGAAGGGAGGUAGCAGCGCGACAGUGACUGCCAAGGGCCUGCCCGGCGUGUACAGGUUCAAUCAGUUCCACUUCCACUGGGGAUCCAACUCUACGCUGGGCACCGAGCACCAUAUCGACGGUGAAGCCCACGCCAUGGAGAUGCACCUGGUACACACUAACACGAAGUACGCCACAGCUGAGGAGGCCUACAGACACCAGGACGGUCUCUUGGUCAUCGGCGUGAUCUUCAAGGUCUAUCGGCGCGACAACCGAGCGUUGAACAGCGUCGUCUACUCGCUGGACCGCAUGAUCAAGCUGCGGACCAAGCGAGCGAAGCUGUCCAAGGCGAUCUCACUGUCGGACCUUCUCCCGAGUAACCCGAGACAGGCCUACUUCUACAAGGGCUCCCUCACCACGCCCCCCUGUGCCGAGGCAGUCACUUGGGCGGUGCUCAAGAGACCGGCAAAAAUAAGCGAAGAACAGUUGAGGGCAUUUCGUCACCUGGAAGCUGAAAGCGUGGACAAAGAUGGCAAGGAGCGCUUGGUGAACAACUUCCGGCCUACCAUGCCACUGCACGGACGGGACGUCUACAGGAACUUUCUGAUCAUCCCAGACAACGUUAAAGGGCCGCGGAAGGGAAAGGCUACGUUGGAGAAAGUGAGAUUGAGAGGCCAGCCUUGUUGGAACUAUGACAAUGACCAGUCGUGGUCGUGGCCCGAGUUCCAAUGCAUCGAGAACAACUCGUGCGGCGGGGCGCAGCAGUCUCCAGUGAACAUCGAGACGCUGAGCGUGGUGCACGACGUCGGCAUGAAGCCGCUCGAGUUCUACGCCCACGACGUCCCGCUCCGCAACUUCACGGUGCACAACGACGGCCUGUCACUGACCCUCCGGCCUUCGCCAGCGGACAAGACCAAGAGGACAGUGCGGGGCGGUCAUCUGCAGGGCACCUUCGAGUUCACGCAUGCGCUGUUUCACUGGGGUUCCACUUCGUCGCAGGGCUCCGAACACCGCCUCGACGGCAUCGCAUACCCCAUGGAGGCACAGCUGGUGUACACAAACGAGAAGUACGCCAACGUAGAUAAGCCGGACCAGACGGACAGGAUUGCCAUUAUCUCAACGCUCUAUCAGCUGACGUUCGUGAACUUCGAUUCGGUGAGGGCGAUGGGCGGCGUGCUGGACGCCCUCGAGUCCGAGGCGCCGACCCGGCGACGCCGCCGUACGCUCCGCCGCUUGCUACGCCGCUUGCUGCCGUGGAUGGUGCGCCGUCUGGCGGGCUCCGGGUCCGGCGCGGCCAAGGGCGCGCCGUUCCCGCUGACGCUGAACAGCCUGAUGCCCCCAGCGGACCUGCAGGAGUUCUACACUUACCGCGGCUCGCUGACCACGCCCCCCUGCACGGAGUCCGUGCGUUGGACCGUGUUCAGAAAGAACGCGUUCGUCUCCGAGACGCUGCUGCACCGCCUGCGCAGACUCCGUGGGCACACCAAGAGCAGCUUUCUCUCGGACAACUUCCGACCGCCGCAGAGGCUGCACGGUCGCAAGAUCAUCUCUUCCUUUCGCCCCUUCUGA